AUUCAAUUGCUACUACUACAGACUCAUAUUAUGAUGCAGAUUCAAUUGCUACUACUACAGACUCAUAUUAUGAUGCAGAUUCAAUUGCUACUACUACAGAUUCAGUUUAUGGUGUAGAUUCAAUUACUACUACUACAGACUCAGUUUAUGACCCAGUUUAUGGUGCAGAUUCAAUUACUACUACUACAGAUUUAGUUACUCAUCCUACAGUUUUAGUUGCGGAUUUUGUUGCUACUACAAGUUCAUUUACUACUACUAAAGCUACUAACGCGCAGCACCCUUUCCCUGAUAUAACCCCAAAAGAGGCUAAUGCAAAAUUAGGUAACCAAGAUUCUAGUGUCGAUACAAAUGGCGGCGAUGGUUUUGGCACUGGAACUGCUGCUGGCAUCGUAGGAGCUGCUCUGCUUGCCUUUGGAUUGGUCGGAUUGUUUAUUCAUCGUAAAGUGAAUGCAGGUAAAAAAAAGGAUAUAGAAAAAGAUAUAAUGUCCAAUCCGAAUGAUGCUUUUGACAAUAAUAAGCCACCUGGUUCUUCUCAUAUGUCUCAAUUAAUGGAGACAAACAACGAUGAGAAUAUAAAAGAAACUAGUUAUGACGUAUAUUCAAAUGACGUAUAUUCAAAUGAAAUGAAUAUUCCAAGUAUAGAACCACUUAGUCCACUACAAUUAUCCCCUAACAAUGUUGGUUCUCAACUCCUAAAUGAAGACCCUACUUUGCCCAUUAUUCCUCCACUCGUAUUUGCAAAUAAUACCAAUAAUCAUUCUCAGAAUCUCAACGCAUUCGAACAAAGUUCUCCACAACCUCCUGUCGUUUCUUCAAGACAAUCAUUUUAUGGUGAAUCGUUGUAUUCAUCAAUUUAUACCAUGACUCCAUCUCUUUCCACACAAGAUCCAUCGCAAUCUAAAGGCUCUUUCGUGGAUUUGUCACGUUCAACAGCUUAUCCUGUUCCAUUUGUUGCUGUUUCUGCUACUUCUGAUAUAAAUAAUUAUGACAAUAUUAAAGAAACUGACAGAUAUUCAAUCGAAAGUGCUAAUUUAAAUGAUGUAGAUAAUUACAUAUUGGAACCUGAACACAUAAGACCGGAUUCAUUUCUUCUAACAGACUUGAUGAAUAGUCCUCUCGAUGAAAAAGUUGGUCAUCAAAUCACAAAUAACUCAACAUAUGAGGAGUCAACGAAUGAUAAAUUUACUUACUUACCUACAAAUUCAAAUGAUAUUGCUUCCGAAAUAUCAUUAUCAAACCCUGUU
Racocetra persica is the source of this 1244-nucleotide messenger RNA. The record is from the annotation of a GenBank genome assembly. Lineage: Eukaryota; Fungi; Glomeromycota; Glomeromycetes; Diversisporales; Gigasporaceae.